Messenger RNA from Arabidopsis arenosa, 747 nucleotides. Lineage: Eukaryota; Viridiplantae; Streptophyta; Magnoliopsida; Brassicales; Brassicaceae. The record is from the annotation of a GenBank genome assembly.
GGUCCGUAACACAAACACAACCACAAAAAAAAAAAAGAUGCCAAAGAUCGAAAGACUAGGGGAGGAGAUGAGUGAAAUGUCGGAAGGGGGAUCUAGCUCAACAACAAGAGGUAAGAGCUCUGUAUUGGAGGAUGGCGUCUACGAAUGCGACUGCGGGAAGGCGGCGCUAGUCCGACAAUCAUGGACAGACGCAAAUCCAGGUAGGCGAUUCUAUAGGUGCGGAGCCGGUUGGAAAAACAUCUGCAACUACUUUCGGUGGCGCGAUCUUGAGAAACCACAUGGAUGGCAGAAAAUAGCACUUUUGGAAGCAAGGGACUUGAUAAAGUCACAAGCAGAGGAGCUUACAAAGCUUAGAGCGAUUGUUGGGGGCCAAGAAGCAAGGAACACAGAGGACGAAGGGAGCGAGCUCCUUCGUAGGUUGGAAGACAUGGAAAAGGAGAAUAUGGCUCUACGAAGUUAUGUGAAGGCAAGCGCGGCGAAGGAUCAAACCAUCCGUCAGGUGGUCAUUAUCUCUUGGAUAGGUUUUGCUUGUGUCGUGGCAACAAUAGUUCAUGCAUUAAAGUAGCAAAACAAAUGGACCAUCGCUAUCAUCAUCAUUCCUAGCUUGCUGAAUUCUAAAGUUUGUACUAUGUUAAUCUUCGUAUGAAUGUAUGACAAAAACUCUUGGUUAGCUAUCUAUCAAACUUAUAAUUCUGAUACCAUGUAUCUAUGGAUAGGUACAUAUAUCCAUAAAUAUCCUGCUCCGGU